Molecule: messenger RNA, 10857 nt
Organism: Chelmon rostratus (copperband butterflyfish)
Lineage: Eukaryota; Metazoa; Chordata; Actinopteri; Chaetodontiformes; Chaetodontidae
Gene: celsr1a
Product: cadherin EGF LAG seven-pass G-type receptor 1a
Exons: 36
Coding region: 1-9189 (3062 amino acids)
Biological process (GO): homophilic cell-cell adhesion; G protein-coupled receptor signaling pathway; cell surface receptor signaling pathway
Cellular component (GO): plasma membrane
Molecular function (GO): calcium ion binding; G protein-coupled receptor activity
Source: RefSeq, a predicted model, not a curated record
AUGGAGCUAUCGAUGUGUUGGAUUUGGGUUUGUGUCCUGCUCAGCGUGCCGCUUGCGGGAUGUUUGGAGAUGCACCUUUCGGAGACUUUACAGCCCGGGACCCUUUUAGCAAACCUGUCGCUCGGCCCUGGAUGGACUUACAAACUUGACAGGACUUUAUCCACUAAAUCCAUUCAAGGCUUUUUCCAGGUCGAGAGGCGCGAUGGAGUUAUCCGGCUGUCCCGCAAAGUUAAGUGUGCGCACACGGCGAGGAACCCAGCGCCUGUGUAUUUCAGAACAGGUUCCACGACAUCUGGAGACGUUGUUCUCACACAGUUUAAUGUGUUUGUCCACGGCCAGGACUGUUUUAUUAAAUACAAGAGAAAGAAAGCGCCAGGUAAGCCAGACAUCCACAUUAAACACCUUUCAAAACUGGCGGCGACUUCCUGCUUCCCCGCAGGUAAACUGCUGUUGAAUGUCACACAACUUUUGCCCACCUUUACGCGCGACACCGCCUUUUUGGACAGCGUGUGCGUUGGAGAAGAGCUGAGCGCAGUGUUCAGCCGGGGGCAUUUGUUCCUGGCCACUGACUUGUGUCUUGAGCGCGGAGGAGAGCCCGGGGUGAGUUUGCACUGUGCGUUACACAGCUCACCAGGCGGCAGGCUCUCUGUGCAGCUGAGCCUGACGCUCGUCAAAGUGCCUAAACAACACGGAUCCCUCUCAGAAACCGCCCAGGGAAAGUCUGGCAAACUGAUCCGCAGGGGGAAGCGACAGGCAAACGCGUCUCCCCAGUUCCAGCUCCCCAACUAUCAGGUGUCCGUGCCCGAGAAUGAGCCCGCGGGCACGCGGGUUAUCACCCUGAAAGCCACUGACCCGGAUGAUGGGGAGGCGGGGAGGCUGGAGUACACCAUGGAAGCCUUGUUUGACAGCAGGUCCAAUGACUUUUUCAGCAUCGACUCUCAGACGGGGAGCAUAAAAACCGUCCAGUCACUCGACAGAGAAGUCAAAGACACUCAUGUUUUCAAAGUCACUGUAACUGACAACGGCUCCCCUAAAAGGUCUGCCACGGCUUACCUCACUGUCACCGUGAGUGACACCAAUGACCACAGCCCGGUGUUUGAGCAAACCGAAUACCGCGUCAGCAUCCGGGAGAACGUGGAAGUGGGGUUUGAGGUGAUGACAAUCCGAGCCACAGACGGGGACGCUCCCUCCAACGCCAACAUGAUUUAUAAAAUCGUGAACGGCGACGGUGUUAACUCUGUGUUUGAAAUCGACCCCCGGAAUGGCCUGGUGAGGAUCAGAGAGCGGCCUGACAGGGAGACCCGGGCCCAGUACCAGCUGAUUGUCGAGGCCAACGACCAGGGCAAAGACCCAAGUCCCCACAGUGCCACCGCCACUGUCCACAUCUCUGUGGAGGAUGAGAAUGACAACUACCCGCAGUUCAGCGAAAAGAGGUAUGUUGUACAGGUCCCAGAGAAUGUGGCAGUCAACACUAAAGUCAUCCAGGUGGAAGCGACGGACAAAGACGAGGGCAACAACGCCAAAGUUCAUUACAGCAUCAUCAGUGGAAACGUUAAGGGACAGUUUUACAUUCACUCCCCCACCGGUGUGAUCGAUGUCAUCAAUCCUCUGGACUAUGAGAUGAUUCGGGAGUAUAAUUUGCGGAUUAAGGCUCAGGACGGUGGCAGGCCUCCUCUGAUAAAUGGCACGGGGAUGGUGGUGGUGCAAGUGGUGGACGUGAAUGACAAUGCCCCCAUGUUUGUCAGCACGCCGUUCCAGGCGACCGUGUUGGAAAAUGUGGCCAUUGGUUACUCUGUGAUCCACAUUCAAGCGAUAGACGGCGACUCAGGAGAAAACGCCCGUUUGGAGUACCGGUUAACUGACACCACGCCUGGUUUUCCCUUCACCAUCAACAACAGCACAGGCUGGAUUACAGUGAGCGAAGAGCUUGACAGGGAGACCACUGACUUCUACACCUUCGGCGUGGAGGCGAGAGAUCAUGGUGUACCUGUGAUGUCUUCCUCUGCCAGCGUCACCAUCACGGUGCUUGAUGUGAAUGACAACAUACCCACGUUUACAGAGAAGGUCUACUCGCUGAAGAUUAAUGAGGAUGCAGUCGUGGGGACCAGCGUACUGACAGUGACGGCUGUGGACAGGGACGUCAACAGUGUGGUGACCUAUCAGAUCUCCAGCGGCAACACCCGGAACCGCUUUGCCAUCACUAGCCAGAGCGGUGGCGGACUCAUCACCUUAGCCCUGCCUUUGGAUUACAAGCAGGAACGCCAGUACGUCCUGACCAUCACCGCCAGCGACGGAACACGCUACGACACUGCUCAGGUGUUCAUCAAUGUGACGGACGCCAACACGCAUCGGCCCGUCUUCCAAAGUGCCAACUACCAGGUGAUGCUCAGUGAAGAAAAACCGGUGGGCUCCACUGUGGUGGUCAUCAGUGCGACGGAUGAAGACACAGGGGAAAAUGCUCGCAUCACGUACGUGAUGGAGGACAAUGUUCCUCAGUUUAAGAUUGACCCGGAUUCAGGCGCCAUCACAACACAAAUGGAGAUUGAUUAUGAAGACCAGGCCUCCUACACGUUAGCCAUCAUUGCCAGAGAUAAUGGCAUCCCUCAGAAAUCUGAUACCACCUAUGUGGAGAUUAUCAUCCUCGAUGCCAAUGAUAAUACUCCUCAGUUUCUUCGGGAUAUGUACCAGGGGAGUGUAUUUGAAGAUGCACCUGUCUACACCAGCGUUCUUCAGAUCUCGGCUUCAGAUAGAGAUUCUGGCUCCAAUGGCAGGGUGAGCUAUACGUUCCAGGGUGGCGAUGACGGCGAGGGGGAUUUCAUCAUAGAGACUUACUCUGGUAUCAUCAGAACUGCUCGCAAACUGGACCGUGAGAACGUUCCUGUCUACAAUCUGAAAGCCUUCGCUGUGGAUAAGGGGGUUCCGCCUCUGAAAGCGGCAGUUCCCAUUCACGUGGUUGUCCAGGACAUAAAUGACAAUGCUCCAGUGUUUGAGAAGGAUGAGCUGUUCAUUGACGUGGAGGAGAACAGCCCGGUGGGGUCCGUCGUAGCCCGGAUCUCUGCCACCGACCCUGAUGAGGGCACCAAUGCUCAGAUCAUGUACCAGAUUGUGGAAGGGAAUAUUCCAGAGGUUUUCCAGCUGGACAUUUUCAAUGGCGACCUCACUGCACUCACAGACCUGGAUUAUGAAACUAAAACAGAGUAUGUCAUUGUGGUCCAGGCCACCUCGGCGCCACUAGUGAGUCGGGCCACUGUGCACAUCCGCCUUGUAGACAUGAAUGACAACAAGCCGGUGCUGAAGAACUUUGAGAUUAUAUUCAACAACUACGUCACCAACAAGUCCAACAGUUUUCCAUCAGGAAUAAUAGGAAAGGUACCAGCUCAUGACCCGGACGUGUCGGAUAAGCUGCGGUACAAGUUUGAAUCUGGGAAUGAGCUCAGUCUGCUGCUGCUGAACGAGGAUACUGGGGAUCUGAGGUUGAGCAGGGAUCUGGACAAUGACAGGCCCCUGGAAGCACCCAUGACCAUUUCCGUCUCAGAUGGAAUCCACCACGUUGUGGCCCUCUGCACGCUGCGCGUCACCAUCAUCACCGAUGACAUGUUGACCAACAGCAUCACGGUGCGCCUGGAGAACAUGUCCCAGGAGCGCUUCCUCUCCCCCCUGCUCAGCCUCUUCCUUGAGGGCGUGGCAGCUGUGCUCUCCACCAAUCGGGAGGCCGUGUUUGUGUUCAACAUCCAGAACGACACUGACGUGCAGGGCUCCAUCCUCAACGUGACCUUUUCUGCGAUGCAGCCUGGAGGCGCCCCGGGUAAAGGGACGUUCUUUCCCUCUGAGGAGCUGCAGGAGCAGAUCUACCUCAACAGGACUCUGCUCAGGAUGAUUUCCUCUCAGGAGGUGUUGCCGUUUGAUGACAACAUCUGCCUGCGGGAGCCCUGUGAGAACUACAUGAAGUGUGUGUCGGUGCUCAAGUUCGACAGCUCCCCACCCUUCAUCGCCUCCGACACGGUUCUGUUUCGGCCCAUCCACCCCAUCAACGGGCUGCGCUGCCGAUGUCCGCUCGGUUUCACCGGCGACUACUGCGAGACCGAGAUCGACCUCUGCUACUCAGGACCCUGCAAGAACAACGGGAGAUGCCGCAGCCGAGAGGGAGGCUACACCUGCGAGUGCCUGGAAGACUUCACAGGCGAGCACUGUGAGCUGAACGCAUCAUCAGGCAGAUGUAUACCGGGUGUGUGUAAGAACGGCGGCAAGUGUGUGAACCGGCUUGCGGGUGGUUUCAUGUGCCAGUGUCCACAGGGGGAGUACGAAAAGCCCUACUGUGAGAUGACCACCCGCAGCUUCCCCGGACAGUCCUUCAUCACCUUCAGAGGCCUGAGGCAGAGGUUCCACUUCACCGUCUCCUUCACGUUUGCUACCAGAGAGAGAAACGCUCUGCUUCUCUACAAUGGCAGAUUCAACGAAAAGCACGACUUCAUCGCUGUGGAGAUCAUUGACGAGCAGAUCCAGCUCACCUUCUCUGGAGGUGAGACAAAGACCACAGUAUCUCCCUACAUCCCAGGCGGGGUCAGUGACGGCCAGUGGCACUCUGUCCAGCUCCAUUACUACAACAAGCCCAACAUUGGCCGUCUCGGCAUCCCUCAUGGACCCUCUGGAGAAAAGGUGGCUGUGGUUGCUGUGGAUGACUGUGACAUCUCCAUGGCAAUUCGCUUUGGAAAGCAGAUUGGCAACUACUCCUGCGCCGCCCAAGGCACCCAGACCGGCCAGAAGAAGUCACUAGAUUUGACAGGGCCGCUGUUGCUAGGCGGAGUUCCCAACCUACCUGAGGACUUCCCGGUCAGGAACAGAGACUUUGUGGGCUGCAUGAGAAACCUCACCAUCGACAGCAAAGCCAUCGACAUGGCCAGCUACAUCGCUAACAACGGCACCACAGCAGGUUGUCCAGCAAAGGUAAACUUUUGCACGAAUGAUGUGUGUCAGAACGGAGGAGUGUGUGUCAGCAAGUGGAACACCUACAGCUGUGACUGCCCAACAGGUUACGGAGGCAAGAACUGCGAACAAGUGAUGCCAUCUCCUCAGUUCUUCGACGGCCAGGCUCUGGUCUCCUGGAGCGACCCAGAGAUCACCGUCGCUGUUCCCUGGUACAUGGGCCUCAUGUUCCGCACCAGGCAGCCUGCUGGCACCCUAAUGCAGGCCAAUGCCGGACCCUCCUCCACCAUCAACCUCAUGGUGAGCGAGCAACAGGUACGUAUGGAGGUGUUGCUGAGACAGCAGCUGGUGGCCUCGCUGGGCUUCCCACAAGUUCGUGUCAAUGACGGGGAGUGGCACCACCUGCUGGUAGAACUGAGAAGCGUUAAAGAUGGGAAGGACAUCAAAUACAUGGCUGCCGUGUCCCUGGACUACGACAUGUACCAGCAGAAGUCAGUGGAGAUUGGUCAUGACCUUCCAGGACUGAAGCUACAAACUCUACAUGUCGGAGGUUUGCCUGGAGCGGACAACCACGUCAGCAAAGGAUUUGUUGGCUGCAUACAGGGUGUGCGUAUGGGUGAGACGUCCACCAACGUGGCCAAUGUGAACAUGGCUCAGGGUCUGAAGAUCCGCGUGGAAGACGGCUGCGACCUGGCUGACCCCUGCGACUCCAACAUCUGCCCGGAGAACAGCCACUGCAGUGACGACUGGAGCACGCACACCUGUGUCUGUGACCCAGGUUAUUUUGGGACAGAGUGUGUGGAUGCUUGCCAGCUCAACCCUUGUGAGCAUGUCUCCACCUGCGUUCCCAAACCAAGUUCUUCCCACGGCUACACCUGUGAAUGCGGACAGAACUACUACGGCCAGUACUGUGAAAACAAAGUGGAGAAGCCAUGUCCUCAAGGUUGGUGGGGCAAUCCAAUGUGUGGACCCUGCAACUGUGAUACUGAGAGGGGAUUUCAUAAAGACUGCAACAAGACCUCUGGAGAGUGUCGCUGCAAGGAAAACCACUAUCGGCCCGAGGGUGAGGACACUUGCUACCCCUGCGAGUGUUUCUCUGUUGGCUCUGAGUCGCGAAUGUGUGACCCCAUCACCGGACAGUGCCCCUGUAAAGGAGGUGUCAUCGGCCGUCAGUGUAACCGCUGUGAUAACCCCUUCGCUGAGGUCACUCCCACCGGAUGCGAAGUUGUGUACGAGGGCUGUCCCAAAGCAUUCGAUGCAGGCAUCUGGUGGCCCAAGACCAAAUUUGGACGUCCAGCUGCCAUGAACUGCCCCAAAGGAUCCGUCGGUACUGCCAUCCGCCACUGUAGCGAUGAGAAGGGCUGGUUGUCGCCUGAGCUCUUCAACUGCACCACCAUCACCUUCUCCCAUCUGAAGAAACUGAAUGAGGACCUGCGUCGCAACAGCUCAAGGAUGGACAGCGAGCGCUCCAAGACCAUAGUGCGUUUGCUUCACAGCGCCACCAAUAACACCGAGCAUUACUACGGGAACGAUGUGAAGACGGCCGCCCAGCUGCUGAAUCAUGUGCUGCAGUAUGAGAGCCGGCAGGCAGGAUUUGACCUCACUGCCAUGAGGGAUGCAGAGUUCAACGAGAACCUGGUGCGGGCAGGUAGCUCCAUACUGGAUCCUGACAACAAGGAGCACUGGGAGCAGAUCCAGAGGACUGAAGGAGGCACCGCCCAUCUGCUCCGCAACUUCGAGGACUAUGCCAACACCCUGGCACAGAACGUCAGGAAAACCUACCUGAAACCCUUCACCAUCAUCACUGACAACAUGAUUCUAACCGUGGACUAUCUGGAUGUGUCGGACCCGGAGAGGGCGACGUUGCCUCGGUUCCAGGACAUCCAGGAGGAGUACUCCAAAGAGCUUGGGUCCUCCGUCCACUUUCCCCAGUUCAAUCUCCGCACUCAGGGCCACAGAGCGGACACUCCUGCACCUCCAACUCAGACAGAUCCCCCACAGGAGGAGGAGCACACAGUGUCCGACAGGAGAAGGCGCCACCUCGAGCCAGCUGCCCCACUGCCGGUUGCCGUGGUGAUAGUGUACAAAUCGCUGGGGCAGCUACUCCCGGAAAGAUACGACCCCGACCGCAGGAGUCUGAGGAUCCCAAACCGUCCAGUGAUCAACACAGCUAUCGUGAGCGCCACGGUGCACAGUGAGGGUCCUCCUCUUCCUCCCAUCCUGGACCCCCCCAUCACCUUGGAGUACACCCUGCUGGAGACGGAGGAGAGAACCAAACCCGUCUGUGUCUUCUGGAACCACUCCAUCGCGGUCGGCGGUAGAGGCGGCUGGUCCGCUAAAGGCUGCGAGGUGCUCAACAGGAACAACAGCCACAUUAGCUGUCAGUGUAACCACAUGACCAGCUUCGCCGUGCUCAUGGACAUUUCCAAAAGAGAGCACGGGGAUGUUCUCCCCCUGAAGAUCGUCACCUACACCACGGUGUCUGUCUCCCUGCUACUCCUCCUCCUCACCUUUAUCUUGUUGUGCCUCCUGCGCCGGCUCCGCUCCAACCUCCAUGCCAUCCACAGGAACCUGGUAGCAGCGCUCUUCUUCUCCGAGCUCGUCUUCCUGCUCGGCAUCAAUCAGACUGACAACCCGUUUGUGUGCACGGUGAUCGCCAUCCUCCUCCAUUACUUCUACAUGUGCACCUUUGCCUGGAUGUUCGUGGAGGGGCUGCACAUCUACCGCAUGCUGACAGAGCUGCGGAACAUCAACCACGGCCACAUGAGGUUCUACUACGCCAUAGGCUGGGGCAUACCGGCUAUUAUCACUGGUCUGGCCGUUGGUCUUGACCCUCAGGGUUACGGGAACCCAGACUUCUGCUGGCUCUCCGUCCAUGACACUCUCAUCUGGAGCUUCGCCGGACCCAUCUUUGUCGUCGUCCUGGUGAACAUCGUGAUCUUUAUUCUGGCUGCGAAGGCUUCAUGUGGGCGCAGACAGAAGGCUGUGGAGAAGUCAGGAGCUAUUCCUGCACUUCGAAUGGCCUUCCUCCUACUGCUGCUCAUCAGUGCCACCUGGCUGCUCGGCCUAAUGGCGGUCAACAGCGAUGUGAUGACCUUCCACUACCUGUUUGCUGGCUUCAGCUGUCUGCAGGGAGUCUUCAUCUUCUUCUUCCAUGUGGUCUUCAACAAAGAGGUGAGGAAGAACCUCAAGAACGUGUUCACAGGGAAGAAGAGCAUGCCAGACGAGUCCAGCACCACAAGGGCCUCUUUGCUCACACGUUCCCUCAACUGCAACAACACGUACACAGAAGACGGAGCUCUGUACCGCUCGGGCAUCGGCGAGUCCACCGUCUCCCUGGACAGCACGCUCAGGGAGGAGUCUGGUCAGAAGCCCAGCGUCUCUUCAGGGACAGCGAAAGGACACACAGAUCUGGAUGGACCUCUGUUCCACAGGAAUGGCACCAAGGCAGAUGACUCUGACUCAGACAGCGAGCUGUCAGUGGAUGAACACAGCUCCUCCUACGCCUCCUCCCACUCCUCGGACAGCGACGAAGACGACAUCGAUGUCAAGCCCAAGUGGAACAACGAGAGGCAGCCCGUUCACAGCACGCCUAAAGUGGAUUCAGUAUCCAAUCACGUGAAGCCUUACUGGCCAACAGAGGCCACCACAGCCAGUGACAGCGAGGACCCCUGCGGUGCAGAGAGGCUGAGGGUGGAGACCAAGGUGAACGUGGAGCUGCACCCGGAAAAUAAGCUCAACCACAUCGGCGAAAGAGAGAGGGAGACCCUCCAGGAGAGAGACAAACAAACGGCUGGUAACGCUAGAGACACGGCGCCCCCUAGCCAACCCAACAGCAACAGCAACCACCAACCAGAGCAGAGAAAAGGUAUCUUAAAGAACAAGAUCAGCUACCCUCCACCGCUGAGCGACAAGAACAUGAAGAACCGUCUGAGGGAGAAGCUGAGCGACUACAACCCUCCCACCAUCACCUCCCCUCCCUCCAACAACAACAACACCUCCUCCCCGCCUCCCUCCUCCGUCAACAUCAUAACCCCUUCGUCCCGGCCGCCCUCGCUGGCCUCCAACGACGGAGGCCGCCCUGGCAACCACGACAACUCCCUCAUCAAGCCCCCCGUCGCCCCACGGCCGCAGAUUCCUGUCGGGGCCCCACCAGCGGCCAUCUACCGUGAGACUAAUGGGGGAGUGGCAAUGCACUUGAAGUCGGGGACGGUCAACGGAGGCAACGACUCUGACUCGGAUGGCAGUAACGAGACUUCGAUCUGACAUGCUAGGAAAACCCAGACCAGCCUGCCCUUGUGAGAGGAGGAGCGAAGAACCUGCUGGGUGACGAGAGGAAAGGAGGAGAGCCAAGAGGAUGGGAAUAAAAGAAAAGUGAAGAUGGACGGGUGCUGCAGGUUGGGUGAAAGGGGGGAGAAAGCGUUCUCCACGCCUGAUCUGUCCACCCAUCCCUCCUCUCAUGUUCCCUCUCUCUGGAGAGCAGUAUUAACGGCAGACUGUAAGCCUGCCUGAGACAAGAAAAUAAGCAGAGGCAAUGAAAAGAUGUGAGACAUAAUAAAGGGAAUGCUGUGUCGGACUGUACCAAGAGAGGAUGCAAUGUAGCCACGUGUGCCAAAACCGCUGCAGGGGACGGGGGACGGAGAGAUGAAGAAUUCCCCCAGGAUGCAUUGCAAUCCCCGACAUGAUGUUCCUCGUAGGCGGUUAUGAGGGGUCGCCCUCUCAGUGGGCAAAGUCAGGAAAGCUGGACAAUACUCUGGGACACUUCUUUGUCGCGGAGAAAGACGGACGUAUAAUCACUGUGCAUGAACCCAGACUCAAAUACAAACUGGUACAUUUGUAGUCCAAGAGGAUUUCAAGGACUACAAGUCCUUUAAAAGGUCCAACACAUCCUCCUCUCACUGACUUUUGGACACAUCCGACGGCACUAUCACACACACCAAGUGCUCUUCUUCUUCUUUUUUUAUUUUAAACUCAAAGAAAGGCUUCCCCAGCCUCUCAAUGCAGUGCAUUUAGAGUGUAAUUAAUGUAGAUAUUGUGAAAGGUGAAGAAGAAAUGAACUAUUUUGUAUGUCAGCUGUAGCGAGGACGAGUUUCUAAACUAAAAAUCAUUUGCCCGUGUUACGUCGGGAACACUUUCCAGUGGUGAAAAUCACUUGAUAUGCUGACUGAGAGCAACAAUGGAUGUGCCUUCACCCUGACACUGUAUUAGCCUGUAGUGGGCUCUCAGGUGAUGUACCACUCUCUGGCAGCAUAUUCUGCUAUACGGACACAUACACUCACAUAAUGCAUGCGAGACUGUUAUGUUUGUGUGUGUGAGUGGCCUAGAAUGUGCACACACACACAGAACGGCGGGCCUAAAUGAACACUGAUUUUGCUUUUCACUUUGAGCACUGUGAACCUGAAGCCUUCUUUUCCAGUGCCCAUCCUGCCCGUUUGUCCGAUACAACAUCCUCCCGCUUACCAAAGUCAUCAAAUACAGUAAACGUGCACGUUACAGUUGGAGUCAGUUCACUUUUAACUCUGUUUUAUUCCAAAGUGAAAAAAUGCAUGUGUUGACCUUGAAAGGAUUAGAGGUUUUAUUCAGACGGAUGCUUUUCAAGCACUCUCUGAUGGAUUUGUUUCAUGCAGAAUUGGCAUGUAUGAACCCUUCAGUGCAAAUGAAAUAUUCCGUCCUCAUUGGUAAAUUUCGGAAUCCGAGCUCAAAGUGAAAACGAUGCGAACUCUAAUGCAUUUUGCAGCUUCUGUAAGUCAACUGAAAGUCUUGUUUACCACUCACUGAAUGCCUUUGUACCAUACAUACUGUACAACUCCAGUGUUUCGCCCUCCUGUAAUCAAUGCUGUUAAUAAACGCCCUUGUUUUGUUUUUUUUUAUUGAUCCAAGACACUGGAAAUGUUUUGUAACAUAAUGUAUAUUUAUUUUUUAUGGUUUUAAGAC